This is a messenger RNA of Gigantopelta aegis, 2511 nucleotides long. RefSeq names its product catenin beta-like. The record is from RefSeq and is a predicted model, not a curated record. Gene Ontology annotation, cellular component: adherens junction; catenin complex. NCBI's taxonomy places the organism in Eukaryota, Metazoa, Mollusca, Gastropoda, Neomphalida, Peltospiridae. Gene Ontology annotation, molecular function: alpha-catenin binding; protein phosphatase binding; cadherin binding. Gene Ontology annotation, biological process: cell adhesion; positive regulation of transcription by RNA polymerase II.
AUGACAAAUGCGACUUCCUUGGUUGGAUUCUUUGAAAUACAAGGAUGUAGAGGACUUCCUAAAUUCAACCUCAACAAUAUUGCCCAGGAGAGGCAUUGUGACCGAUUUGGAAUUCUGAGAUUUAUUUCCUGCCUGGAAAUCAUAGAAAUCAGUGACCUUCUGUCAUUCACAGGCAUUCAUUUUGGUGAAUCGACUCAGGCCCCGUCUAUGAGCAGCAAAGGAGGCUUUGCAGAGGAGCUGGAGGAUGAGAGCAUGGACCCCUCCAAGAUGAUGUUCGACAGGGGGCCAGGAAGAUUCGGGGAGGGAUACACCAUAAAGCAAGUUGAUGACAUCAGUGCCCAGCCGAGUCACACCCGGUCCCAGCGUGUGCGGGCAGCCAUGUUUCCCGAGAGGCUGCCGGAGGGGGUACAUAUCCCCCAGAUGAACCUGCACCCCUACCAGCCCACUGCCAUACACGGCCUCGGUGAGCCCUCGCAGAUGUUGAAUCAAGCCACCGUCAACCUCAUCAAUUACCAGGAUGAUGCCGAUCUUGCUACGCGAACCAUCACAGAGUUGAUCAAACUACUGAACGACGAGGACCAGGUGGUCGUGAGCCAGGCCGCGAUGAUGGUGCACCAGCUGUCGAAGAAGGAGGCGAGCCGCCACGCCAUCAUGAACUCGCCACAGAUGGUGGCUGCUCUUGUCCGAGCAGUGAACAACACUGACAACCUGGAGACCACCCGGUGUGUGGCGGGCACACUGCACAACCUGUCGCAUCACAGACAGGGCCUCCUGGCAAUCUUCAAAUCGGGGGGAAUUCCAGCUCUGGUCAAACUUCUAAGCUCACCAGUGGAGUCCGUCCUCUUUUAUGCAGUAACCACUUUGCACAACUUACUACUGCACCAAGAAGGAUCCAAGAUGGCCGUACGAUUGACAGGUGGAUUACAGAAGAUGGUGGCUCUGCUACAAAGAAACAACAAUGUCAAGUUCCUGACAAUAACAAUGGACUGUCUGCAGAUUCUGGCUUACGGAAAUCAGGAGAGCAAGUUCUGUAGCUUUGCAUCAUUACAUCGAGAGGACUUGCUUGUUCCGUCAACGCCGUUCGAGGUUGUUCCUUUCCUGUCACCAAAGUCACCUGAAAGACAUUAUCAAGAAUACGGUCUCUACUUGGAUCUGGUCUAUGAUCCUGUCUGCUUACUAGAAGGAAGCAUGGCAAGUCUUGCAAUGCAUCUUGGUCAUCAAAGUCAGCGAUUGGUUUUAUCUGUGCAGACUAUUUUAAAUAUUAAUGACUACUUUCAGGAAUCGAUAGAAGGCCUGCUUCAGAUGCUGGUACAGCUACUGACCUCCAACGACAUCAACAUCGUAACCUGCGCGGCUGGAAUUCUCUCCAACUUGACAUGUAACAACCAACGUAACAAGGUGACCGUGUGUCAAGUGGGUGGGAUUGAGGCCCUGGUGCGCACCAUUAUGCAGGCCGGUGAUAGGGAUGAGAUUACCGAACCAGCUGUUUGUGCUCUUUGUCAUCUGACUGCCCAACACACCGAGUCGGAGACUGCCCAGAAUGCAGUUCGACUUCACUACGGUCUUCCCGUUCUGGUGAAGUUCUUGCACCCAUCUACCCACUGGUCCUUGAUCAAGACGGUGGUUGGUCUGAUUCACAACCUGGCCCUCUGCCCCGCCAAUCAUACCCCGCUGAGAGAGCAUGGCACCCUGCCCAGGAUCAUACAUCUGCUCAUCCGAGCUCACCAAGACACUCAGAGGUGUACGUCCAUCAACUCUCAGAACGGCGGCUCAAGCUAUGUUGACGGCGUGCGUAUGGAGGAAAUCGUGGAAGAAACUGUUGGUGCUCUUCACAUCCUGGCACGCGAAGCCCACAACAGGGCUGUCAUCCGAGAUCUCAACUGCAUCCCGCUUUUCGUACAGUUGUUGUAUUCCCCCAUUGAAAACAUCCAGCGAGUGGCUGCCGGAGUCUUGUGCGAGUUGGCUGCUGAUAAUGAAGGGGCAGACAUGAUUGAACAUGAGGGUGCCAUUGUCCCCCUCACCGAGAUUUUACACUGCCGUAACGAGGAUGUAGCUACGUAUGCUGCUGCGGUUCUAUUCCGAAUGUUGGAAGACAAGCCACAAGACUACAAGAAACGCUUGUCAAUGAAGCCGAGCACUUCUCUGUAUCGUGGAGACCAGAACAUGCCUUGGACUGAGCCUCCUGGGUUUGACGAUGCCGGUGCAAUGAGUCUUCCCACACAAGAGCCGCGAGAACAGAUGUACCAGCCUCCCCCUCACCACGGUAGUCAGGGCAACAUGGGCGGGUAUGAGAUGCAGACAACUCCAGGCAAUUUAGACCAAGUGCUAGUCGACUCGAUGCAGGGCCUGGAGAUUGGAAGCCAACAAGGAAGUGGUUAUGGACCAAUUUAAACAAUCCCGGACUUGGGUCCAGAGUCAGGUGAUUUGAAUUUUGAAAAUCUCGAUUCCAGUCUGCACCAAGGUGGUGCUGGUGAUAAUCAAGGCAUGACCUGGUUUGACACUGACCUUUGA